This is a messenger RNA of Mesocricetus auratus (golden hamster), 2364 nucleotides long. RefSeq names its product erythropoietin receptor (gene Epor). The transcript has 8 exons. The record is from RefSeq and is a predicted model, not a curated record. Gene Ontology annotation, biological process: positive regulation of cell population proliferation; cytokine-mediated signaling pathway; hemopoiesis. Gene Ontology annotation, molecular function: protein binding; erythropoietin receptor activity. Gene Ontology annotation, cellular component: external side of plasma membrane; membrane. Lineage: Eukaryota; Metazoa; Chordata; Mammalia; Rodentia; Cricetidae. Bases 693 to 2003 code for a protein of 436 amino acids.
GGGUUACCUCCUCAUUAGUCAUAGAGGGCAAUUCUAUGACCUGAAUUUCCAGUCUGGUCCCAGGACUAUAGGUCCUCUGAACCCCCAGAUGGGUUUCUAGGGGCCAAACUGGUGUCUGUCGAUGUCUGACCCUGGAGUGAUGCCAGGCGGAGAAGUCUUAGAAGGGCUUAAGCUCGUUUUAGCUGUUUGUUUGAACAAGAUCUCACUAGGUAGACAAGGCUGGCCUUCAGCUGCUAGGAUUAAAGGCAAGUGUCACCAUGCCUGUACUGGUUUUGUUUUUGUUUUUAUUUCUGAGGCAGGGUCUCAUGUAGCUCAGGCUGCCCUCAAACUCACAAUGUAACAGAGGUUGGGCUUCAACUCCUGAUCCUCCUGCCUCCACCUCCCAGUUGCCGGGGUGGUGUUAGCCAACACAUUUGGCUCUGUUUUGUGUUUUGAGGGAGUCUGGGACGGGACUAGAAAUCGCAAGGGCAGGGUAGGUCAAAGCUCCUGGCUGGGGGCGAUCAAGCUCACAGUGGCCCUGUGAAGAGGAUCUGCAGGACCUGGCUGCAUGCGACUGUAAACACGGUUUGGAGUGCAGGACCUGGCUGCAUGCAACGGCCCUGCUGGCAUCCCGGGGCUCCGAAGAGCUUCUGUGUUUCACCCAGCGGUUGGAGGACUUGGUGUGUUUCUGGGAGGAAGCGGCGAGCUCCGGGAUGGGCUUCAACUACAGCUUCUCUUACCAACUCGAGGGUGAGUCACGAAAGUCAUGUCGCCUGCACCAGGCGCCCACAGUCCGCGGCUCCGUGCGUUUCUGGUGUUCUCUGCCGACCGCCGACACGUCGAGCUUCGUGCCGCUGGAGCUGCGCGUGACGGCAGCCUCCGGAUCUCCUCGCUACCACCGCAUCAUCCACAUCAAUGAAGUUGUGCUCCUGGACGCCCCCGCGGGGCUGCUGGCGCGUCGGGCAGAGGAGGGCAGCCACGUGCUGCUGCGCUGGCUGCCACCUCCCGGAGCACCUAUGACCACCCACAUCCGCUACGAAGUGGACGUGUCUGCAGGCAACCGGGCGGGGGGCACGCAAAGGGUGGAGGUCCUGGAAGGGCGCACCGAGUGUGUUCUGAGCAACCUGCGGGGCGGAACGCGCUACACCUUCGCUGUUCGAGCGCGCAUGGCCGAGCCGAGCUUCAGCGGCUUCUGGAGCGCCUGGUCUGAGCCCGCGUCGCUGCUGACCGCUAGCGACCUGGACCCUCUCAUCCUGACGCUGUCUCUCAUCCUCGUUCUCAUCUCGCUGCUGCUGGCAGUGCUGGCCCUGCUGUCCCACCGCCGGACCCUGAAGCAGAAGAUCUGGCCUGGCAUCCCAAGCCCAGAGAGUGAGUUCGAGGGUCUGUUCACCACCCACAAGGGUAACUUCCAGCUGUGGCUGCUACAGCAUGAUGGCUGUCUGUGGUGGAGCCCAAGCAACUCCUUCCUCGAGGAUCCACCUGCCCACCUUGAAGUCCUCUCAGAGCGCUGCUGGGGGGUGCCACAGGCAGGGGAGCCAGGGGCGGAUGAUAAGGGGCCCUUACUGGAGCCAGUGGGCAGUGAACAUGCCCAGGACACCUACCUGGUAUUGGAUGGGUGGCUGCUGCCCCGGAGCCCAUGCAGUGAAGACCUCUCUGGAUCUGGAGACAGUGUGGACCCAGGGACUAUGGAUGCAGGCUCAGAAGCAUCUUCCUGCCCCUCGGACUUGGCCUCAAAGCCCCGGCCGGAGGGCACCUCCCCUUCCAGCUUUGAGUACACCAUCCUGGACCCCAACUCGCAGCGCCUAUGCCCGAGGGUACGGCCUCCUGAGCUCCCUCCCACCCCACCUCACCUGAAGUGCCUGUACCUUGUGGUGUCGGAUUCGGGCAUCUCAGCAGAUUACAGUUCGGGGGGCUCCCAGGGAGUCCAUGGGGACUCAUCUGGCGGGCCCUACUCCCACCCCUAUGAGAAUAGCCUUGUCCCAGACCCAGAGCGUCUGCACCCCAGCUAUGUGGCCUGCUCCUAGGACUCCAAGCUACAGGAUUCCAAGCCCACAGUUUCUUGAGCAGGGUUUGUGAGGCCUUUUUUGUUUUGUUUUGUUUUGUUUGUUUGAGACAGAGUUUCUCUGUGGCUUUGGAGGCUGUCCUAGAACUCUCUUUGAAGAACAGGUUGGUCUCAAACUCACAGAGAUCCGCCUGCCUCUUCCUCCCGAGUGCUGGGAUUAAAGGCAUGAGCCACCACCACCUGUCGAGGCCAUACUUAAAGAUACAGCUGACCUUGGCCCUCUGCUUAGCCCAUCCCGCCCAGGAAGUGACAGCCUUGCAAUGUUAAGAUGGACCGUUAGCUGUCUGUAUAUAGAAGUUUAAUACAUAUCGGUUUUUCUACCA